Messenger RNA from Aspergillus clavatus NRRL 1, 1212 nucleotides. RefSeq names its product acyl-CoA-binding domain-containing protein. Gene Ontology annotation, molecular function: fatty-acyl-CoA binding. NCBI's taxonomy places the organism in Eukaryota, Fungi, Ascomycota, Eurotiomycetes, Eurotiales, Aspergillaceae. The record is from RefSeq and is a predicted model, not a curated record. The coding region runs from base 1 to 1212 and encodes 403 amino acids. The transcript has 4 exons. Gene Ontology annotation, biological process: fatty acid metabolic process.
AUGUCGGACUCUGUGGAUCGAGUCUUCGUUCAUGCCCUCAAUACCGUUAAGCGGAUCCCUCGGACGGGGACCGCGCGACCGCCUGCUGCGGAGAGGUUGAAGCUGUAUGGGUUGUAUAAGCAGAGUAUGGAAGGCGACGUGGAAGGCGUCAUGGACCGACCCAUCGGAAACACCGCAGACGUCUACGCGGAGUGCGAGAAAUGGGACGCCUGGUACGCCCAGCGCGGCCUCUCCCGCACCGAGGCCAAACGCCGCUACAUCUCCACCCUCAUCGACACCAUGCACCGCUACGCCUCACAGACCGCCGAGGCCCGCGAGCUGGUCGCCGAGCUCGAGUUCGUCUGGGAUCAGAUCAAAUCCAACUCCUCGUCCUCGUCGUCCUCGAGCCCCGUGCAGGCGACCGCCGGCGUUUCUCCGCAGCACAACUACUCGAGUGUAGGCGGGCGCUUGGCCGGCCCCAUCUACGAGGAUAUCCUGGCGACGGUCCGCGAGAAUCCGAAGUAUAUUGGGAACCGGGGUGACUCGCGAUUGCGUGUGCUCAGCCCGGUCAGCCAGCCCGAUGGGCUGUAUCAGCGACAGGCGUCGCAUCGGGGGGAGGAACAGGAAGGAGACGAAGAGUUGGAGGAAGGGGGAGAGGAGGAGGAGGAGGAAUACGAGGAAGCUCAAGAUACCCUUUACGACGAUGAUGACCAUGACACCCAUACCCAUACCAACUCUCACACCCACGACAGCAGCAGUAGCAGCAACCACCCAAACGAGCAGCGUCUCGCCGAUGACGACGAAGCCCAAUCUCGGGGCCGAACGAGAAAAUCCCCACCCGCAGCAGGGGACUCCAACAGCAACACCAAACCCAAAAAGAACCACCACGUCGCCACCUCCGCCGACCGCGACCGCCGAUGGCGCCGCCGAGUCGAGCAGGCCUUGACCAAGAUGACGGCCGAGGUGGCCGCGGUGCGCGAGCAGAUGGAGGCGCGCACGCUGACCAGCCGCCGCCGCUCCGCCGUCUGGGCCUGGCUGAAAUGGAUCGUCUGGGCGACCUUCCGCCAGAUUAUCUUCGACCUGGCGAUUCUGGGCAUGGUCUUGAUCUGGAUGCGGCUCAAGGGCGACCGGCGGCUCGAGGAGAAGCUCAGGGUCGGAUGGGCGGAGGUCAAGACGCGGCUGGCCAGGCUGAGAUCCAUCAAGCGGGUACCAUGGGUAUAUAGCCUCUUCUGA